AUGCCUCCCGGGUCGUCUCUAUUCGUAGAGGACGUUCAAUACGCAGAAUUUAGCUCGCCGGCGCCAGAAUCAAGCAUCGCUGCAAUUGAGCGGCCUCAUUCACAAUGGUCAAAUUUCUCCGCCCCCUUUUCCCCCACAUCAUCCACGUCUACGCGUCGAUCGCAGCCGAAGAAACGUAAACUACGCACUCCAGAAACCUGGAAGCACUUCCGUGUGCCUCAAGGAGACGAAGAGACACACCAGAAUAGCCAGAGACUGUGGUAUUGUCAGCAUUGCCACAAUCCGCCAUGGCGAACAGUCUCGACCACAAGCGCCAAACGACAUAUGCGAAAGGACCACGGUAUUAUCAUUGAUGAUGAAGAAAGGGCAGCCAAGAAGAGACUUCAACAGUCUCUUGAAGUAGCAUUCACACGCGCAGAAGAGAAGAAUCAAGAGAUAGUAUCCCGUGGCGAACAAUCGAUCCUACGGAAUACGAUACAACUUGACGCAUUCUAUGAGGCCCAGAUCCAGCUGAUCACACGCCGCCGUCUCCCACUCAACUGUGUCUCUUGGCCGGAAUACCAAGCACUUCUUUGCGCAAUUAACCCUAGGGCUGAAGAGAUCCUCAUCCAAUCAGGCACUACG
Messenger RNA from Ilyonectria robusta, 624 nucleotides. RefSeq lists its product as uncharacterized. The annotation marks the transcript as partial. The transcript has a single exon. NCBI's taxonomy places the organism in Eukaryota, Fungi, Ascomycota, Sordariomycetes, Hypocreales, Nectriaceae. The record is from RefSeq and is a predicted model, not a curated record. Gene Ontology annotation, molecular function: DNA binding.